GCGAAAGAACUCCGUUGGAGCCAAAGCCUCUAUAAACUAUUCAAACAACAACAUAGGCGGAAUGUUGAAGUAAACUGAAUGCGGCUUGAGGCUCGCAAUUCGUAGAGAGUCAAAGCGUUAUUGAUAGUAGAUCACGCACCCACGCAGUUACUAUUUAUAGUGUCAUACCAACACCUUCCGAAUAUCUAACACAGUGCGAUAAAAAAUCGCUAUGGCUGGAUUGAUUUCGGGUGCUUUAGGAGGAACGGUUGGUAAAUCAGCGACAGUGGCACCCAUCGUAGGAUUAGUUGGUCCGCAAGCCGCUAUUGGUUUAGCUGUAGUAGGUGGUGUGAUCGCUGCGCCAGUCAUAGUAAAUGCUGCUGUGGAAACGGUGGCUGUAGUUGGAAAGACGGUCGUUAGGAUGGUUGAAACUACUGCUGAAGUUGUGGGAACAGUUGCAUCUGCUGUUGUUGAGGCAAGCGUAGACACUGUUCUCACAUUGUGUAAUGCCCAUUACGUUACAGAACAAAAAUCUGGAAACGCGUCAGAAAGACGUAACAGUCGUAAUGAAAAUUGUACAAACAGUAAGAGUAACAAUGAAAGCAAACAAUCACAACAAAAUACAAAAACCAACAAACAAACGCAAUCAAAAGAAGCUGGAACUUCAAGAAACGCUGGCGAUAAUGGAGAUGAUCCCAGACGACGAAGAAACUUGAAAACUACGCGCAACUGUCAGGAUGAAACAUCGGAUGAAACGGAACCACACACUGGAGCUUCUCACUUGCACUCACGAACAGCGGUACAUACCAUACGAUUUGCUGGAGAAAUCAGGCGAGCUGCCGACAGGUCUGGCCACCAAGUUACAGAGCUUAUUGAAGACGGGGCCAGCACAAUCAGGGAUGGGUAUAUACGGCCACCGACACCUGAUAGCCAACUGCAAAGAGCUCACGUGCUACGGUUUAGGGAUAAUUUUGAGAUGUUACGCGAACAUUAUCCCGAGUUGUAUAGAAUAUUGUGCAGACAUGCAGGGCACACGCAAAGAAUUCCGAGAGUGUUCAAUGUGUUCCACAAGAUUGGUGGGAAAAUUGAUAAACUGCAGUAUGGGUGGAUUUUGAAAUUGUCUGAAGUAGAUUUUUCGGCAGGUCCCACAGCUGCAAAUCUAGCAAUUUUUGAAGCAUAUAGACAAGAAGUUUUAGAUUUGUAUGCCAGUGAGAUAAGAUUAAGAUACUAUAGCGAAGAGGACAUGGCAGAAAUAAGAAGGGCAAAAGAGAUGAUGGAAAACACAACGAGUGAAGAAUUGUUUGAAAAUGCUCUGGAAGGGUUUGAACUGGAACAUGACUACAACAAUCCCAGAAUAAGAUUGUAGUAGUGUAUGUUAUGUGGUGCUUGAAAACCAGCUUAAAAUGAUGGUAAAUAUAAAACUGAAAAGUCAUAAGAAAGAGGAACAAACGUAAACAAAUGAUUUGAGUAAACAAAGUGUAAUGAGCACUGAUUUUACAACAAUUAAUUGACAGAAGGCAGAAGACCGAAGACUGAAGACCUGAAGGCGGAAGAACUGAAGACGGACGAACUGCUGGCUGAAGAUUUAAGGUGAAACGCUGAAGAUGUUUGUAUAAUUUGACACAGGUCGUGUCAAAGGUCAAAUUUGCCGGAUUUUACAAAAGCUUCGAUUGAAUGACAAAAAUGUGAUGUAAGGCUACUUAAGGAUAAUGGUAAGGAAAGCAUCGCUCGUACUUCUAUAUUUGGGCACCUACGCGGUCAUGCCGGGCUAUACAUGCAGGCUUUCGAGACUUGUUAGUAUCACGUAGCUGGAUGGGCUGACUCAUUCUACGAGUGAAUGAUCGAUAUGAGACUUGAAUCUAUGAAGCGCAUGUCAAAAAGUUGUACGAGUUGAGAGCUGUAGCACUUGCAACAUUGGAUCAUAACCCCGUUCGUCGCUGAAUUUUAUUGUGGUACAAUUUUCUUUCAUGAACAGAGUGAAUUUCUCGAUACUAUCUAGCCAAUGACGGUUACUAUGUCGAAUCUAUUUGAAAAAACAUACAUUAAAACGUGAGCAUAUACUUAUUACUAUACAUCUUAUUUGCCUUUAAAAACUCCCUGGUUUUGUUUACAAUCACAAAAUAAAAUAUUCCUCGUCGAGAUUUUGAAAUAAUA
This is a messenger RNA of Anopheles coluzzii, 2133 nucleotides long. RefSeq lists its product as uncharacterized. The record is from RefSeq and is a predicted model, not a curated record. The transcript has 2 exons. NCBI's taxonomy places the organism in Eukaryota, Metazoa, Arthropoda, Insecta, Diptera, Culicidae. Bases 212 to 1345 code for a protein of 377 amino acids.